Pieris napi is the source of this 3239-nucleotide messenger RNA. RefSeq names its product glycoprotein 3-alpha-L-fucosyltransferase A (gene FucTA). Gene Ontology annotation, cellular component: membrane. The transcript has 9 exons. The coding region runs from base 368 to 1699 and encodes 443 amino acids. The record is from RefSeq and is a predicted model, not a curated record. Gene Ontology annotation, molecular function: alpha-(1->3)-fucosyltransferase activity. Lineage: Eukaryota; Metazoa; Arthropoda; Insecta; Lepidoptera; Pieridae.
GGCUUGCGACGAAAGGCAGAGGGCAGGUAAUGCGCGCGCACGUAGCCGCGCCGAAUCGUGCUGCCAAUAUUUCACCGUAGAACGCAGAGAGCGCGCGCCACACGCGGUAUCGACGAAAAUCAAAUGUGUAUCACACCCGUUGAACCCGUUGUAUAAAAAUUGAUGAUCAGUGCGUUUCACCAGUGUAAACAUCGAAGAGUCUCAGCUGGAUCACAAUAUUUAGGAUCGCAUUUCUUUAGCUGUGCUGUGCAGAUGAGAUAUAUCUGUUAUGACGCCACGAAGCUAGACUCCCCGAAUUAUACGUACUAUGUCAUCGCGGUAGUAUGGCCAGCAAAACUGGGUUCGGCGGGGUGCGCUGAGCGGGCGCAUGUGGUCGCGGACGGCGCGGCUGCUGCGGCGGUUAGCGCUGCUCGCGCCGUUUGUGUUAACGGCGCUGGCACUGCUGCUGCUGCCGCGCCCCCCGCCCUAUCGCGCCUCGCGGCUGCCCUCACCACCACCAACUGCGCAGCCCCGGGACGAUGUAUACAUACAUAACUCCAUAACGGAAAGCGAGGAAGUGAACUAUGUUAGAGAUGAUACUUCAAUGCGACCUUGGUACAUGACAGGGGGGGAGAGACGACCAAGGAGCCAUGAUAAGCAGGCCAGGGUUUUUCCGGAAGACCUACCUGGAGAAGACAGGAUCGUCGAACAGCUUAUGUAUACAUUGCCAAAAGACGAAGAAGUUCCUAUGAAGAAGAUAUUGCUAGCUAACGGUUUAGGUACGUGGGGUGUUUCGGGAGGUCGAACGGAAUUCAUCAGGAACAAAUGCCCAGUGGACAGAUGCACCCUAACCGCAGACUCCAGGGAAGCAGCUUCCGCGGAUGCCAUCUUAUUUAAGGAUCAUCAUACGCCGUAUAAUAUCAAGCGUCCAUCUCAUCAAAUAUGGAUUUUAUACUACCUAGAAUGUCCCUACCACACCGCGUCACUACGGCCAACGUCUAUCGAUGUAUUUAACUGGACAGCUACCUACCGGCGAGAUUCUGACAUCGUAGCGCCCUAUGAAAAGUGGGUCUACCAUGACCCUAUUGUCACCGAGAAAGAAUUAGAGCGGAAUUACGCGGCUAACAAGACUAAAAAGGUGGCGUGGUUUGUUUCAAACUGCCACGCACGCAACCGUCGGCUGCAGUACGCAAGGCAACUCUCUAAAUACAUUCCAGUGGAUAUAUAUGGAGCUUGUGGGCCUCAUCAUUGCCCCCGAACAGACCCAAAUUGUCUGGAGAUGUUGGAUAAAGAGUAUAAAUUCUACCUCGCCUUUGAGAACUCCAAUUGUCAGGACUAUGUCACCGAAAAAUUCUUUGUGAACGGAUUGCAACAUGACGUGCUUCCAAUAGUUAUGGGUGCUCGGCCCGAUGAAUACGCAGCAAUAGCGCCGCACAACUCAUACGUACAUGUGGAAGAGUUUGCCAACCCAGAAGAGUUGGCAACGUAUCUACGCCGACUCGACGAGGAUGAUACGCUUUACAACUCCUACUUUAAGUGGAAGGGCACUGGUGAAUUCAUAAACACAUACUUCUUUUGUCGUGUAUGCGCAAUGGUUCACGCUAACGCGCGUAGACAGCGAAACGCCCAUUACACUGACGUUCAAGCGUGGUGGCGAGACGCAACUUGCACGCGCGGCGAUUGGCGGUCAACCGUGCGCGACUCGCGCGAUAAAGUCUAGGUUGAAACUACCCUCAAAUUAAAAAUAAUGCUACCUACUUAAAUACGCCUUCUCCACGUACACACAUCUUUCAUAGCGCUGGCGCAUUUUAAUAUCCCAGUUAAGACUGACAUAUAUUUCGUGGGGAAAAUAGUAGAGUCGUUGAUGAAUGUGCUUCGCUUGUGUCAUAUGUAUACGGUGGUUCUAUGAUAUGGACGACCUAAUUUUCUUUGAUAAAGAUGGUGUUUCCCAGAGGCAUUAUAGAUAUUCCCAAAGUGAAUGUGUAGUAGGAUCCUCGUCCAUUAACUUAGAAAUAUAUGAAGUAAAUCUAAUUCAAAUUAUUUUGAAGUGCAAUUUAAGAAUUAGUGAUCAAUGUUGAUGUGCGCUUGUAUGUCUGAAUAUAAUAUAGUAAACAUUGUACUUAACAAAUUAUAAAUGUGAAAGGUUCUAAUGAACGUACAAAAUGGUUCCCGACCAUACUACAAUAUAGUAAAUUUAAAAUUAUAUUAUGUUAUUAAUAUAUAUUGAAUACAUCACUGUUAAUUAAUAUUAGUUGUGUAAGGUUAUUAAAAUUUAAAUUAUAGUAGGUACUUCAAAAAGGCAACCUCUUGUUACUUCUUUAUUUUUUAUAAUUUUUAUGAAUAUAGUUGUUUGAAUGGCUUUGUUAGUUAAUAUGAAAAAUAUCAUAUAAUUGAUUUAAUUUUAAUUUACCAUGACUACACAGGAGAUAUUUAUUGUUUUUUGUUUGAUAAUGUCUACUGUAGUAAUUUUUCAUGUCUGUUGCUCACAAAUUCAAUAAUAAAUACCAAGAAUCUAUCUUAUAACAAAUUUACAGUGAAAUGCUUCGCUUUAUACACAUCAAAUUAAUGCCAAAGCAUUAAUUACUAUCUUUACAAAUGUUUUAAAGUUUGGUACUUUUUUAUAUAUAUAAGUUUGUAUAUUUUUGUUUACAUUUUUAUUAUUAAUAAAUACCUGGUUUGAAGCCCACAGAUAGUUACCCAUUGUGAGAAUCACAAAUAAUAAGCAUGCAUUAUUAUUGAAAUCGCCUUUAAAGGCAAACAAUGAUAAAUUUUUAAUGACAAACGGUCAUAGGAAAACAAAUGAGUAGCCUCAUUAUUUAAUAACAUUCCAUGUAAUUACUAUGCGUAAAAUUCUUGUUUAAGUUUGGCUCUACGAUUUUUUUUAAAACUCUAGACUGUAUAAAAGCUGACAGGUAUUUCUUAGUUAAUUAUUUGAAAUAAGGAAUAAUUUUACUUACUUGUACCUAGCUAACAUUGUAAUCGUAAUAUCUUUUAUAUCGAUGUCCUCAAACAUUCCUUGAGUUAAUUUAUACUUUAAAAAAAUAUUAAGCUCAAUUUGUCUAGUCUUGGCGCCAAUUUAAAUUGAGCACAAAAUUUUGUAGAAAUUCAUUUUAAUAUUUAAGUUUAGCACAAUUUACAUGAUACAAUUUUAUAUCAUUUGCAUUUUUGUAACUUAUGUACUUAUUUAUAGUGUAAUUUUAUAGAAAGGUUAUUAAUAAUGUUCCUUGUUUUAUUAUAUUAAGUGUAAAUUAUUCUAGAUG